Molecule: messenger RNA, 1988 nt
Organism: Cydia amplana
Lineage: Eukaryota; Metazoa; Arthropoda; Insecta; Lepidoptera; Tortricidae
Gene: msl-3
Product: protein male-specific lethal-3
Exons: 13
Coding region: 272-1924 (550 amino acids)
Biological process (GO): chromatin organization; regulation of DNA-templated transcription
Cellular component (GO): NuA4 histone acetyltransferase complex; MSL complex; nucleus
Source: RefSeq, a predicted model, not a curated record
CAAACAAUAACACUACCGGGCGAGGUGACGCCCGAUUAAAUCUUAAAUAAAUUGCUUUUAUUUCGUUCUGGCGUCGUAAUAUUACGUAGUUGUCGUCUGAAACUAUCACAAUAAAACGUGUACAAUAUAAAACAGGUUUUACUACCGUUAAUAUUAAAAUUUUGAAGUAUGGUUAGAUAUUCUUCACCGGGCGCGGGAGUAUCAAACUAAAACUAAAAUAAUAAUCACACGGGCUCAUAUUAAUUCAACUCUGGCUUCUAGUGAAACAAAAAUGGUGUCUACAAGAGGAGUACGUUACAAAUUCACUGAGGGUGAACGUGUUUUAUGUUAUGAACCAGAUCCCACAAAAGCUAAAGUCCUGUAUGAUUCAAAGGUAUUAGAAGUGAUAGAAAGCAAGGACAAGCGGGGCAGGAGAUCAGUGGAAUAUCUGAUACAUUUUCAAGGCUGGAAUUCCUCAUGGGACCGAUGUGUGAGCGAGGAUUUUGUGUUAAAGGACACAGAAGAAAACCGGCAGCUACAACGAGAUCUCGCUGAGAAGUCACAAUUGCAACUUGGCGCCUACUUGUACCGGCGCGAGCGCAAGAAGGGCAGCGGCGCGGGCCCGGCCAAGCGCGUGCGCCACGGCUUCAGCGACGACGGCUCCUCGUCCAGCACGCAACCCGACGGUGAGCCUGCGACUAGCGACCAUAACAGUAGCCGAGGAAUGCCUACUAAUCACAUGCCUUCAGACGGAUCGACGGGUGACACGGACUCGUCCGUGGGCUCGGGUUGCAGUAGCCCGCACUCGCCGCCGCCGCACCAGGGCCGCGCGCACAUCACGCUGCCGUCCGCGCUCAGAGAUCGUCUGACGUUCGACUACCACCUGGUAGUGAAGCGCGGCCGGCUGUCGCGGCUGCCGGCGGCGCCGAGCGCGGCGCAGGUGCUGGAGUCCUUCGUGAAGUGGUUCGCGCGCGCCGGCGCCUGGCACCCGCAGCGCCCGAGGCACGACCCCCCCAUGAAGCCCGACUUGCGCGACGUCUCCUGCAGAUUGAACCUGGUACGCGAGGUGGCGGACGGGCUGCGCGUGUACUUCGACUUCGUGCUGCGCGCGCAGCUGCUGUACAAGCAGGAGCGGCAGCAGUACCACGAGCUGUGCGGCCAGUUCCUGCACGAAGAUGAGACAGAGGAGGAACUGAAAUCCGAGGCGGAGGAAGAAGGCGCGUGUAUAGACACGGCGGCGGGCGAGGCUGCGGACAAAGAGGACCCCGAGGAAAUCAAGAGCCCCAAGAUACCCGAGUACUCGCACUUGCCGCCCGACCCCACCGAGGCGGACCCACCCGCAGCAGCAGAAGAGCAGUCCAACCACGAGGAGCCGGCGGGCGCUAGUGAGGAAGCCAACAACAAGGAGCCCGCCAAGAGCGAGCCGAGCGCCGACGAGGCCGACAACAAGCGCGAGGCGCGCCCCGCCACGCGCAGCGGCAACCUCAACCGCAGGUUGCGGUCGCACAAGUCGGCGGUGUCGCAGUCUGAGAACGAGGAGCCCGCGCCCUGCACGUCCGCGGGCGAGCAGCGCGCGUUCGAGACUCUCUCCUCCAGCGUGGGCAGCAGCGGGUCGUCGCUGAGCGAGUGCUGGGCGCGGCCGGCGCAGGAGCCCGCGGCGCCGCCGACACGGACGCCGCUGUCGCUGCUGCUCGACAAGGUGGCCAAAUGGCAGAUAAUCCCUCGAGAGGGCACGGAGCAUCUCCCGUGCCGGGUCUACGGCGCCAUACAUCUUGCUAGACUCUUUGUGAAAUUACCGGACUUCUUAAAUGCAACGCAGAUGCCAGAUUUCAAAUUGAAACUCAUCCUAAAGCAUGUUGAUAUGUUUGUCCAGUACUUAGACGAGCACAGUGAGUGGUUCGGCGAGAUGUACUACAUAGCGGACAACGUGUCGCGGUCACAUUGAACAUAUCUACGUACUUUCAUCCAAAUAAUUACAUGGCAACUUCUAAGUAGAUUGUAAAUUGGUA